Drosophila kikkawai is the source of this 3206-nucleotide messenger RNA. RefSeq names its product protein pigeon (gene pigeon). Gene Ontology annotation, biological process: positive regulation of amyloid-beta formation. NCBI's taxonomy places the organism in Eukaryota, Metazoa, Arthropoda, Insecta, Diptera, Drosophilidae. The record is from RefSeq and is a predicted model, not a curated record. Gene Ontology annotation, cellular component: trans-Golgi network.
AGUGUGCAACGUUCACACUGGCAACAAAAGUUCCAAUUGGAAGAUUGAAAAACUAGAAUAUUAAAUGUUAUUGUACGAAUUAUAAAUAAAACUCAAAAUGCUGCGCCAGGAGAACUUGGCGGCCAACUUCUGCGGUCUGUUGGCCACCCAAGGCUACAAGGAAAAGGCAAACGAGUGGCGCAUUUUGGGGCAGGAGCAAGAUGGCUCUAUGCUCACAUCCUGGAUAUUUGAGUAUGUGGAGGAUGCGGAGGAGAAGGUGCGCAAGGAGACCUGCAUUGGGCACUUCCAUGCCACCAAAAAGCAGCUCCGCUUGCUCUGGACCCUGCCCAAAUGCUGUGAAAUCAUCCAGGCGAGCGUCAAUAGCAGCGUCACCCUUUUGUCCUUUGUGGAGAAGACCGAGGGUAAUCUUUACCAGGCCUUUGUUGUGGAGGUGCGCAGUUCGGAGGGCGGCACUGUUACGCCCAUAAAUGCGGAGCCUACGCCUCGGCAAAUUAUGACGCAGUUUCUGUGGCGCGUGGAGAGUGCCACGCGCACCUGCUGGCAGGACAAGUUGCUAGUGCUCACCCACGAAGAGUCCAUCAGGCAGUACAGCUGUGUGGUAAAGCAGAGUUCGACCACAUCUUCGACUGGUGCCGGCGAGGGCAGUGCCUGGCGCCUAGACACCAGCAUCCUGACAUUCGAAACUCUGGCCAGGAACUUCAGCUGGGCUCAGUGGGAUCCCGAGUGUCAGGCCCUCUACUACAUACAUCUGAAGCCAAAGGCCAAAAGCCUCAGCCUGCUGGAUGAAAGGGAGGAGGCGGGUGGCGAGCAGGCGGCUCCGAUUCUAAGUCCCACACUGUCGGCCUUUCAGUUCAACGAAAAGCAGCCCACGGAGACGGUGCUAAAUAUACCUCUCAAUCUGCCCAAGCUUCCCGCUGGUGGCUCGAGGGAGGAGGAAACCCCUAGCUACGACGAUGAUGCGGUACCGUUGCGUGUUCACGACAGCUCCCUGAAUCUUAUCAUUCUGGCUGACAGUUCUUCGGGCAUGUUCUUCGUCUGCCACUACUACCUUUACCAGCCGAUGCAGUCGGAGCAGAAGGACGUGCAUUUCGCCUACUCGGUGACCCUGCUGCAUCACGGCUGCGUGGUGCACUGCGUUAUGCCCGGGGUGCCGUGGCAGAAGGCUCGGCUGUUGAAGCCCACUUUUGCUCUGCACGGACAGCAUCACUUGCUGGUGUCGUCGGCCUUUUUUGUCCAUUUGCUGGACGUGGGACUGCAGCACGAACCGAAUUGUCACAUCGUGUGUGCCGCCCACAGCAACCGGAGUCCCGAUAUCACCCAGCUGGUUCCUUUGCGGAAGUGGGGAGCCCUGGCCUACGAUGUGGCCACCUUGGAUUUGGUCUCUUUAACUGUGCCCAAGUCGCAUUUGAUCGAGGCGUUUCGCAAUGACAGCUCACUGGACAACAGAAUCAGCAUAAUCCACUACUUUCUGCUGCACUCGAACGACAUGGACGUGCUGGCCGAGCUGCUGAAUAGUAUACUGGAACGUCCGCUUUCCCUGGACACGGUGGCCCUGCUAAAGGAGGCCCUUGUGGCUGGCAGCUAUGCGGCUGCAGUUCGCGGUCUGCCGGAGGAGGCCAAGCCGCUGAUGAGGCUAUUGCCACUGACCACAGCCAUCGCCUCGCGACCCAUUCAGGCCCGGGUGGCUGACAUAAGUGUGGGCCUCUCGCAUGAAACCCUGCACAACACCAGCAUGAUGCUUCUCUCGCCGCAGCAGCGACUGUCACCCUACCGCACGGAUAUCUGGACACGGCUGUGGGAUCUGCUCAACGAGUCUGCAAAGCAGGAACAGCCGCGUUUUAGUGGAGAGCAGGUGACUGAGAAGCUCAUGUUUAGCCUGGCCUGCUAUCAACCGGAGGCUCUGUCCCGGUGCACCACGCCCCUUUCCCCAGACGCCGGCACUGGCGGUGGCUUUGGAGACUACAGCAGCGGCAGUGCGUUUCCCUUUAGCAACGAAGUUCUACCCUUCAUUGAGCUGGAGGGCUGCACGGCCAGCAAGCAGGAGCACGUCAUUUCGGUGUAUUUGCGGGAGCUGAGCGUGCAUUUGGUGAAGCAUUCCUCCAAACCGCACACAGGCUUCCGUUGGCUGAAGGAGACCUUCUUUGAGCGCUCCCAGGCUCCGGCUCACGUGCAUGCGGUGGCUUCCCAGUUCGUUUCCUCGCAGCUGGAGCUGUCCCGUGCUCUAUGCUCUCUCGUGUGCCGGGCGGCGGGCCUGGAUGCUCGCAUGGAAACGCUGCGUGGCUUCCAGUUGAUAGACAAAAUGCCUGCUAGCCAACAGCACUCGCUGUUUCUUAUCCUGGAGAGAUACUGCCUGGCAGUGGAAUCGAUAGCCUUUCCCCUGCCCGAGGGCUUCUCCUCGUUCUUCACUUACCUGGGCUAUCGGGCCCUGGGCUACAACAUGUUCCUUCAGUAUGUGGAGAACCAUGUGUUCGAGCUGCAGGUGGACGUCAUGAAGGCCAUUGUUUUUGAUAUCGAGGACUCUCCUUUGGGCAUCGAACGUAAGCUUUCCCUGCUGUCGGCUCUGCCCAAGCAGCGGGCCCAGCGUCUGCUAAAAUGUUGGCAGCAUCCGGAUAGCCUCAUGAUCCGUGGCAGGGAGCAUGCAGCCAACAUUCUGUCCGGUCAGCAGCUUCUGGAAGCCAACCAGCAGCAGCGGCCAUCGGCUUGUGCAAACCAAUCCCGAAACAAUGCCAGGAGCGACUUAACUGCCGAAGCCCUGACGCCGUUGGACUCCUUUCUGGACCUGCUGACGGCCAAGGCCAGUCUAAACGAAUUGGACUAUAAUUUGCUUAUUGAGACCACCUUGAGCUCCAUUGAUCUCCUCAAGGUGGAGGGCUAACGUGCUUAUAGCAGUCAUGACAGUAAUUGAAAGGGUAUUAACUAAAGGCCAAAGUAUAGUGUCAAAAUAUCAAGUAUUGGACCCCACAUGCAGUUACGCUUGUGUUACUAUUCUAAGUCUUGUUUUCCGUGCAGCUUAAAUCAAUAAUUUUAUGUUUAACGUUCGUUCCUAUUAUUAUUUAUAUGUCAAUGAAUUUAUGCAUUCCAUGUCUUAUAGUUUAUAUCACGAAUUUAUGUAUCUGUGUCGUACAUAUUUGUUUAUUAUUUAUUUAUUUAUUUGUCAAAAACACUGGCAGCUUGUAUUUACCAUAAACGAGUUAUUAAAAUAAUAA